Labrus bergylta (ballan wrasse) is the source of this 1781-nucleotide messenger RNA. RefSeq names its product stem-loop binding protein 2 (gene slbp2). Lineage: Eukaryota; Metazoa; Chordata; Actinopteri; Labriformes; Labridae. Gene Ontology annotation, biological process: mRNA transport; mRNA 3'-end processing by stem-loop binding and cleavage. The record is from RefSeq and is a predicted model, not a curated record. Gene Ontology annotation, cellular component: cytoplasm; histone pre-mRNA 3'end processing complex. Gene Ontology annotation, molecular function: mRNA binding; histone pre-mRNA stem-loop binding.
GGAACGAUGGCGUCUGUCCGUCUGAAGAGAAGGCGCCAAACUCAAACUGCAAAAUAUGUCAACGAGCGGAGUGGAAACGGUUCAGAGCCCGCUGCUCUCCUCCAGUUUCUGUUUCAGCCCGUGGUCGUGUGUGUGCGCGAAGGGAUGGUCGGCCGCUGUGUGGAACGGUCUCAGUGACCCGCUGCUUGCUGCAGCUGCCUCCGGAUGCUCUGCCCCCGAGCCGUGGCUCCUCCCAGGAUGCAGCUCUGUCUACGACAGCCUGGUCAGUAACGUGUCUCCGAUCCCGUCUCCUCCUGCUGCCAGCGGCCUGCGAGGACGAGAGAGAGCCGGCAGCACCAAACCUCGCAGGCCGUCCAUCCUGGAGCGCUGCAUCCUCAAAGUGUCGACCAGCAGUGUGGCGGUGGGGACGGACGACCUGGACAGUAAGAGACCCCCCAUCAGUCGCUGCUACCCCCGCCUCCCCGACCCCGCCAACACAGAGACCAACGCUGCGGUUCUGAAGCGGCGGCAGAAACAGAUCCAGUAUGGUAAGAACACCAGCGGCUACCAGAACUACCUGCAGCAAGUCCCCAGACACAUGAGGGACCCUAAGCUCCACCCAUCGACUCCCAACAAGUACAGGAAGUACAGCCGCCGCUCCUGGGACAUGCAGGUGCGUCUGUGGAGGCGGGCGCUGCACCUCUGGGACCCUCCGUCCGAAUCCCAGCCGGACGCCGAAGAGACACAGGACCCCGUGGAGCAACUGCAGAGCCAGCUGGCCAAGAUGACCUCUGACCUGUGUGAGGAUGGAGGAGACAAGCAGAGAGAGAAGGAGACUCAUGCAGCCUCCAAAGCCUCCUCUGUGAGUCUUCUAUCGGCCGGGACGUCUCUGGAGCUGCCCGGACCCUGGACCAGCCCGCUGUCCCCGGAGGAGGACGGCAGCCUCAGACCUCUCCGCUCUCCUCCUGGACUGAGCUUCUCCUUCAGGAGUCAGCUGAUCAACGACAACAUGAACGACUGGAUCCGCUUCCUGCUGGAGGCCGAUGAAGCCCAAGAUUUGGGCUCUGAUGACCAGCAGGUUCCUGUGUUUUCAGACCAGCUCCUGUGGAACCCUUACUGAUCUCCACCGCCUGAAACAAACACGCUUGAGUCGUCUGCAAACAAGUCCCUGAUGUGAUGUGGUCGGUCUGGACCUGUUAGUGCGGGUCUGUGUGUGUCUGUCCGUCUUUUUAAGAUAGUUGAAGUUCGACUCUUAAGGACAGCAGAAUGUGAUCCGAGAACAUCCAACCCUCUGUGAUCUACUCCGAGGAGGACUGACAGGAACCUCAACUCCUCCCCGGAGGUGUUGAGAUUUCCCAGCUGCUCUUGAACACCUCCUCCGGUGUGGCAGCUGAACGCUGAGCAUUGUACUUUAGUUUGCACUUAGUAUAUUUCUGUUACCUGCACCUCUCACCUGCAUCAUGUUUUGAGUUGAAUGUCCCUGCACUAAGCAAAAGCUGCCGUUUCUACUUAAAGUCACAGAUUCAAAGUAAAUGUUUUAAUUUCAUGUUUGUGUCACGCAGUGGCCUCUCGGCUGUCUUCCGUCCACACUCACCUUCAUGCUCAGCUGCCAGUCUGUCCCUCCUCUGAGCCGUCGUGUUUUUUCUCAAAAACAAAACGGGGAUAAUGGGGGGGGAAAAGAGCUGUCGCUUUGUGUUUUCUUUUACUUGUGUUUAUCAAUUUGUAUUUUGUGCUGCUUGAAUCUGGAGAGCAAAGCUGAAAGAUGUAAUUAAUAAAGAUGUAAAUAAAGUGUUAAAAAUUCA